AGACUCUGUGAACUGCGGUAUGGGAAUAAUUUAUGAAUUGGAUAAUAUAAGGACCAGACUAUCAUUCUUUAGGGCCUUCUGGACAUGUCCCUCAAAAUUUUUUGCAUUCUAUUUAGAAAUAAGGACGAAAUUUGAGAACUCGCGUCUAGGGAUUUUUCUAGGGAUUCUCGGUAAAGUUUUCGACGCUAGCAUCGCCUUAAGAGGUUAAAGAAGCAAACAUAAUAUAUUAGUAAAAAUAUUCAAAUAAACUAUAAAAGUACAAAUUUUUUGGACUUGUAAGCAUGAUUAAUGUAUUGAAUGUGACAAAUAUCAUGUUCAGGUUACCUCUGUAUUCCUUUAAUAAUGUACGUAAUAUUUCUACCUGUAUAUAUCCAUUGUGUUUCCGAGCAACAGAGAUUCUUCUAGCAGAACCACUUAAAAAGAGGAGGCGAUUAGAUCCUGCUAUUAUCAGAGCUAGAGAAGAUAGGAAGAAAAGGAAACUGGCAAAAAGAAUCCGCCGUUUAGAAAAACGAUCUGGUCAGUUAAAACCACUCUACGAAAUAGAAGGUUUAGCUGAACUGGCUAAUGAAAAAAAUGAAAGAUUGCGUCAUUUUACACCCCUGUCAGCAGAAGAAGUAAGGAACAGAACAUUGCUAGAAAGAGAAUGGGGCAAAUAUAGAAAAGACGAAUUGCAAAAGGACUUGCAGAUUAUAAAGUCCAUUAUGCUAUCACAAGAAAAAGCACUAAAGGAAUUAAAAGCUGCAUCAAAGGAUCUUUACAACAAAGCUGUAGAAUUUAACGAUCAGUAUUUGCCUUAUAACGCCGUUGGACCGUUAUACACACCACCGAUAAUCGAUUACGAUAGUCCUGAUGGCGAAUAUGCAGAAACUACGGUGAAAUAUGUAGGAGAAACAUAAAACGAUACAAGUAAUUAAGCAAUAAAUAAACAGUUACAAGAAGAUAUCAUAAAGAGUAUCGCAAAGUGGAAUAUUUUCAUUGGACAUAAAAUUAUAAUUAAAGGUAAUCGAAAUAGCUUACAAGGAUAUUAUUUCCUUUGAUACUGUUUAGCCAAAAAAUGAAACGUAAGAGCGAUUUAUGAUUAAUUUGUUGUUUACACAUUUUAUGUUAUCAAUGUACAUACAUGUAUUGUACAGUAUUGUAUAAAUUACACAUCAAAGUUUGUACAAUAAAAGUAUUUCUGCUCGACUAGAAUAAAAAGUGAUUUCAAACAA
Molecule: messenger RNA, 1211 nt
Organism: Osmia bicornis bicornis
Lineage: Eukaryota; Metazoa; Arthropoda; Insecta; Hymenoptera; Megachilidae
Gene: mRpL40
Product: 39S ribosomal protein L40, mitochondrial
Exons: 6
Coding region: 282-896 (204 amino acids)
Cellular component (GO): mitochondrial large ribosomal subunit; mitochondrial ribosome
Source: RefSeq, a predicted model, not a curated record